AUGGCUGAAGAGCAGAGCUCUGACCCAGUUCGACUUGACGGGCGAAAGCUGGAAGGUGGCGGCCAACUGGUCCGCAUAGCAGUCGCAUUGUCCGCUCUAACAGGCAGGGCUGUUGUUAUCGACCACGUUAGAGGCAAUCGGUCCGGAAAGCGAGGCCUCAAAGCCUCUCACCUGGCCGCGAUCAAGGCUCUCGGGGAGCUGAGCGGCAGUACACUCGUCAAAGCCCAGGUGGGCUCAUGCUCAGUGGGAUUCUACCCUCCUCCACAAGAGCAAGGACGACCUCCUCAGACCAGUUCCGACAUCAAUAUCCGCCUGCCGACUCCGGGGUCUGUCUUCCUAGUGUUCCAGGCUCUGUAUCCAUAUCUCCUGUAUUCCGACUCGGCAGAGCAAAUUCGUCUGAGCAUUGUCGGCGGUACCAAUGUAUCGUCGUCCCCGUCAUACGACUAUGUUUCCCAGGUGCUGAUCCCUAAUUUCGCAAGGCUUGGACUGCCGCCGAUUUCCGUGCGAUUGGAAAAGCGUGGUUGGGCAUCGAGUCAAGGGCACUUGGGCAAGGUGAUCUUUACGAUCAAUACCCUGCGGAGAAGACGCGGCGGGGCUUCCAGCCACGAUGACCCCUCAAUUGAUCUGCACCGGUGCCGACGGGGGAAAAUCUCCAAGAUCGACAUUACAGUGCUCGCCCCUGAUGAUCAUCUCGUUACCGACACGGCGGGAACCACAAAGUCGGAAUCUUCAAAACGUGGGAUUUGGGAAGAUGUUGCUGCUGAGCUCGAGGAAAAUGAGAAGCAGGGAACUGUACGUGAAUUCACGGAGCGUUAUGUCCGUGCAACGCUUCGCCGUCGCCUGAAAGAAUUACCCCGCGAUGUUUUCCUCCGCCCUCAGCUCGAGGGCGCUAGUCUGGACAGAAGACCCCAUGUGAUCCCAAUCGAGACCCAUACCACUGAAGCCACGCAUCGUCGAUCAUGUUUAUAUGUGUUGAUUGUCGCCCACACGUCAACAGGAUUCAAAAUCGGACGUGAUUCAUUGUACGGUUCUUUGAGUGAACAGCCAAGGACUAAGAGACGUCAGAACAAGCAGGGAGAAGAUGUGAGGGAGAGAGUGGAGAGACUGGUUGAUGAUUGUGUGGAAAGCUUCAUUGGAGAAAUUUAUGAUCCAUUGGUGCAAACUCAAUCUAGUGCUUCAGAGCUUCCACGGCACCGACCUUGCGUUGAUGAGUAUAUGAGAGACCAGCUGGUGAUCUUUGAAGCGUUAGGGCAAGCAUCCAAUAAUAAAGAUCAUCAAGAGUACGAGAGUCGGGAAGACGAAAAAUAUUGGAGUCUGCACACAAAAACAGCGCAAUGGGUCUGUCGGGAAUUGCUGGGGCAGAGUUCCGCUAGGUGA
Messenger RNA from Aspergillus nidulans FGSC A4, 1377 nucleotides. RefSeq names its product putative RNA 3'-terminal phosphate cyclase. Gene Ontology annotation, molecular function: catalytic activity. Bases 1 to 1377 code for a protein of 458 amino acids. The transcript has a single exon. NCBI's taxonomy places the organism in Eukaryota, Fungi, Ascomycota, Eurotiomycetes, Eurotiales, Aspergillaceae. The record is from RefSeq and is a predicted model, not a curated record. Gene Ontology annotation, biological process: RNA processing.